Contarinia nasturtii (swede midge) is the source of this 2595-nucleotide messenger RNA. RefSeq lists its product as uncharacterized. The coding region runs from base 1 to 2595 and encodes 864 amino acids. The record is from RefSeq and is a predicted model, not a curated record. The transcript has a single exon. Lineage: Eukaryota; Metazoa; Arthropoda; Insecta; Diptera; Cecidomyiidae.
AUGGCUGAAGUGCAAAGUUUAUUACAAAAGCAGAAACGAAGCCUCAAGCAAUUCGCGCUUAUUUUGGAAAAUUACAAUAAAGAUCCAAAAGUGCGCAAAGCGGUUCCGGAAUAUUUUCAGAAAAAGUUGGAUAUUUUGGAAAAAUGGUGGAUAGACUUCGAUAAAGUUAACACCGAAAUAGAAAAAGCGGAUACUGCCGAGUGUGAAAACCAGCCUUAUUUUGUAUCGAAAUCAUAUGAGAACGCAAAAUCGGAAUACAUUAGGCAUCGUUCCGAGUUGCAGACCCAGUUAAGCAAGUUUAAACAAUUGGUGUCGGUUGAAAGCAAUGACGGUGAAGACGGUGAAGACGGUGUAUGGGACCUAAGUAUCAUUAGAUUACAACAAGAGCAAAUUGAAGGCGAAAACAAUGAUCUUAUUGAAGUGAUCGACGAUGAACCGGCGGAAGUUAGUGCGUUAAAGUUUCAGUAUAAUGAAUUAAAAUCGUCAUUACAGUCAGCUGAAAAAGUGAAUAGUGAUGAAUCGGCUGGAAUUGCAAGUGCACAAACUGAAAAUUUAAAGCAAAUUUGGGCCGAGUUUCGCGUUGCAUUUAGAGCAUUAGCAGUGUCGAGUAACAAAGUGCAUUUACAAGACAUUGACUUUUUACAAGUGCAAGAACAAUACGUACAAGUGUGUGGCAAGUUGAACGACAUUGCAAACGACGCAAAAAAGAAAGCGAAUGUUGAAUUGCCGAAAAUUAAAUUGCCCGAAUUUGAUGGGAAGUCGAACUGGAUUGCAUUUAUUUCAUUGUUUGACAAAAUUGUGCACGAAAAUAAAUCGCUUGAUAAUGGAAUUAAAAUUCAAUAUUUAAAAUCCAAUGUGAAAGGUAGUGCAGAACAGCUCAUCGGUCACAUUAAACCGUAUGCAUCAAAUUACAUGACGUGUUAUGAGUUGCUACGAAAGCGAUUUGAUAAUAAACGUAUGAAUUUAGCCGCGUUGUUAGACAAGAUGAUUAACUUUCCGAAAAUUGAAUUUGAAUCAGGUGAAAAAUUGAGAGCAUUGCAUGACACCAUUUGGGAAUGCAUGCUGCAAAUUAAUAACAUGAAAGUGGAGACAGCAAGUUGGGAUCCACUGAUCAAUCAUAUAAUGCUACGCAAGUUGGACGAUAAAACAGUGAAACAUUAUGAGUGUCAGCUUACAAAUGUGCGUGAAACGCAAAAACUGUCCGAUUUUUUGUCGUAUAUAGAAAUGCGGUUCUUAGCAUUGGAAUCGGCAGAAGGUAAAUUUCCGACAAAAAAGAAAUCAAUCGCAGUGAAAAAAAGCGUCGAAAAAAAGUGUCAUUAUUGCAAUGAUGAACAUUAUUUGGGAAAGUGCGCCGCGUUCCAAAAAUUAGAAGUGCAACCGCGAAUUGAUUUUGUAAAAGAAAAACAUUUGUGUACAAAUUGCUUUGGUGAGCAUAAAGUAUCGGAAUGCAAAAGCAAAUAUACAUGUUCGAAAUGCCAAAAAAAGCACAAUACAUUGUUACAUUUGGACGAUUUCAAGCCGAGAUAUACAAAACAAAAAAUGUAUAGUGAACCAAAAGCAGCACUAGCGUCAACAGCAUUGACAAGUAUGAUUACGGUGAACGAUGAAGAUGCGGGAACAGUGUCAAGUGUGCAGUCGUUAAUAUCGACGGAAAGAUUUGCGAAUUUACUCGGUACAGCAAUGGUACAAGUUCAAUCGGGUUUCGGUGAAUGGUUAUUUAUGAAAGCUGUAGUUGAUAAUGGGUCACAAAGCGCGAUGAUUCGAGAAGAAGCGGCUCAAAUACUUAAGCUGGUGUUUGAACGUGUAUAUGCACCAAUCGAUGGGUUUGAUGAAACGAAAAAAAUCGCCAGUAAACAAGUGAAGUUAAGAAUUAAACCGCGAUUUGAUUCUGCAUAUGAGCUAGAAACGGAGGCGCUAGUGUUUAAUAAGGUGACUAAUUUGAAGGUGUUUAAAGGAGAUUUACGCGAAUACGAACAUUUGCAGAAUUUACAAUACGCCGAUCCUACAGUUAAUAGUGACAGGCCAAUUGAUUUGUUGUUGGGAGUCGCUGAAUAUGGGGACUUUUUGAAGUGUGGUUUAAUCAAAGGUCCAAAAGGAACCCCAAUAGCUCAAAACACAGAAUUUGGGUGGGUUAUCAUGGGAGCCCAAAACCUGAAAAAAACACCAGCAACGCUAACAACAUUGAUAUCGAAUGUGAACAUUGAUGAAAAAUUGUCCGAUUUUUUCGCGUCUGAAGAUUUGGAUGACGAGGAAGACGUGGAGGAAUUGAGCGCAGAAGAAACAUAUUGUGAGGAGUUUUUCGUGAAAACUACAGAAAGAGAUGAAACGGGAUAUAUUGUUCGAAUUCCAUUUAAGAACAGGGGUGAACCAGACCUUGGCAAUUCGAGAAAGGCCGCUCUUGCGAUGUUGUUCCAAAUGGAAAAACGUUUCAAAAAUAACCCAAAUUUGAAAAAACAAUAUUGUGAAGCAAUAGAUGAUGCCAUAAGGCAAGGACAUUUAAAAAGAGUGACGACUGUUCCGGUCGAUGCACAUUAUUUGCCGCAUCAUGCGGUUUUCAAAGACAGUUCAACCACAAAAUUACGAACUGUUUUUUAA